GCACCGCCAUCACCCCGCCGGGCCCACCCCGCCCCUCGGCCGCGCUGUCCGGAGCCCCGUCGCUGGGGCUCCCGGCAGCUGCCGCGGGGGUGGGACGGGACGGGAAGGGAGCGGCCAAUCAGGCGGCGCCUCCGCGCCCGUCGCAGCAGCGGCAGGAGCGAGCCGAGGGGAGGGGCGGGGAGAGGGUCGCGAGGCGGAACUCCGGCGUGCGGGUGCGCGCGCGCGCUGGCUUUGCGGGUUCGAGACCGGACCAUGGCGGUAACGGCCACUCGGCGGAGCUGGGCCCCGCUGUGCCUGGCGGCGGCUGUGCUGCUCUUCCCCGGGGCGGCCGCAUUACAAUGUUAUUGCCAUCUAUGUACAAAAGACAACUUUACAUGCGUGACAGAUGGGCUUUGUUUUACCUCAGUAACACGGACUGCAGACAAAGUCAUACACAAUAGCAUGUGUAUAGCAGAAAUUGAUCUGAUUCCCCGAGACAGGCCAUUUGUUUGUGCACCAUCGUCCAGAGAUGGAGUUAUUACUUUGCCUCAUUGCUGUGACAAAGACCACUGCAAUAAAAUAGAACUUCCGAUUCCAACACCAGGUCCUACUCCAGGAAAACCAGCUUCUAAUCUAGGACCUGUGGAACUGGCAGCUGUUAUUGCCGGACCUGUCUGCUUUGUCUGCAUUUCACUAAUGUUGAUUCUAUACCUUUGUCAUAACCGUACUGUGAUUCAUCAUCGUGUGCCAAGUGAAGAAGAUCCCUCAUUAGAUCGUCCCUUUAUAUCAGAAGGAACUACUUUAAAGGAUUUAAUUUAUGAUAUGACAACUUCAGGCUCUGGGUCAGGUUUACCUUUACUUGUGCAAAGAACAAUUGCAAGAACUAUAGUACUUCAAGAAAGCAUUGGUAAGGGUCGCUUUGGAGAAGUAUGGCGAGGGAAAUGGAGAGGAGAAGAAGUUGCUGUGAAGAUCUUCUCUUCAAGAGAAGAACGCUCGUGGUUUCGGGAGGCAGAAAUUUAUCAAACAGUUAUGCUACGACAUGAAAACAUUCUCGGAUUUAUAGCUGCAGACAAUAAAGACAAUGGUACAUGGACUCAGCUGUGGUUGGUGUCAGACUAUCAUGAACAUGGAUCACUCUUUGAUUACCUGAACAGGUAUACAGUAACUGUGGAAGGAAUGAUAAAAUUAGCUUUAUCCACUGCCAGUGGCCUUGCUCAUCUUCACAUGGAAAUUGUGGGCACACAAGGCAAACCAGCGAUUGCCCACAGAGAUUUGAAAUCAAAAAACAUAUUGGUAAAAAAGAAUGGAACAUGCUGCAUUGCAGACCUAGGAUUGGCAGUUAGGCAUGAUUCCGCUACAGACACAAUUGAUAUUGCCCCCAACCACAGAGUAGGAACAAAAAGGUACAUGGCACCUGAAGUUUUAGAUGAUUCCAUAAAUAUGAAACAUUUUGAGUCGUUCAAACGAGCAGACAUCUAUGCAAUGGGAUUAGUGUUUUGGGAAAUAGCUCGGCGAUGUUCAAUUGGUGGAAUCCAUGAAGAUUACCAGUUGCCAUACUAUGACCUAGUUCCUUCAGAUCCUUCUGUUGAAGAAAUGAGGAAAGUUGUUUGUGAGCAGAAGUUAAGGCCCAAUAUUCCAAACAGAUGGCAGAGCUGCGAGGCAUUGCGAGUAAUGGCGAAAAUCAUGCGGGAAUGCUGGUAUGCCAACGGAGCUGCUAGGCUAACAGCUUUGCGCAUUAAGAAAACAUUAUCACAGCUUAGUCAACAGGAGGGGAUAAAGAUGUAAUCCUGGAUUUGCUACCGAAAAUACUGUAAAAAUCCAUAUCUGCACCAGAGUGGCAUGUUAAGAACAUUAAUUGUUCUACCUCAUUGAGGGAACAGAAGGAUAUUGCUGCCUUUUAAUACUUCAUAGGAACGUCACUUACUAGGAUUUUUGUGGACAUUCUAAACAGUUGUUUUGGGUCCUGUCUGUGCACUAUGAACCUCUUCUCAAGGUUACUUACAAAACAUCAUGUAGUCUAGUUUUAUUUUUAUUAACCUAUAUUUUUUUUAUUUGGAAAGUUCAUAGCUGGUCUUAACUUCUAGUUAACUGUGCUAAAAAUAUGAGAUCACUUUUAAAAUGGAACCAGUUCACUAUAGUGUUCUAGAGCGCAUUGAUGGCUUUUUAAGCAACAUUAUUCCUGGCUGGUACAUUGACUAUUCUGAACCACCAUGACGGUUCUUAGAUUCAGAUUUUGAAUGUACCGUUGGAGCAUACUUUGCUAGCUAUUAAGGUUGUAUGUCUUUCGGACUUUUACCUAGAUUUGCAAAUUGACCUCAUUUGGUUGUGAGGAACAUAAUUUAUGCAACUGUAUACAUGAUUGCUGUUACAUUUUCCAUUUUUUCAGAACACUACAUUGCCUUCAAAAUAGAUUGUAUUAUACCAGUAAGUGCUACUUUUGAGUCUUUUAAUGCAAAACAGUAGGAGUGUACAAAGCCUAUGGUACUUUUGGUUUCAAAAAUACAAGUUAAAAACUCAACUGUUCCUUUCCCUAAGAUUUAAUUCACACCCAUUUCAGCAAGUAUAUGUUUUGUGGAAUAUCUUUAAUUUUACCAAAACCUGACUCUUUAAACCACUGUAGGAGUUUCAAACCGUGUAAGCUAGUCACUGUGUAAGCUAAUAAUUCACUGUCGUAUUUUGUAAUUAUCGAGUCAUAAGUCAUAAUUACAUGUAAGAUUUUUUUCUAUCAAGUGGUACUUUUAAAAUGCUUGAAGUACCCAUGUACUUAAGAAAAGUAGGAAGGGGACUAAGAUGUUUUUAAGGGAGAUUUUCCUCCUUUUAAUUAAAUAAGAACAGCCUGCUUGCUGUGCAGUUCUACAGUCUUUAGGCUAAAAAAAACCAACACCGUUUUCAAUUAAAUGAGGAUUAAGUGCACCUUCAACUGUGGAGAAUUUAUUUGGGCUUUUGAACAAGCAAGUUAAAAGCUCCUUACACAUUCUAUGUACAUAUUUUUUGUGUGUGCCAUGUACACAGGAAGUGAUGAGCUGAAGGUCUCUGGGUACAAAUACCAGGGGGCUCCAUCAGUUGUCUUCAUAGUUACAGGAACAACGUUGAUGAUGGCUUGUGUCAUCAUAAGAAGACAGAAUGGUAUGCAUGGCUUUAGUCAAGUUUUGCCUGAAAUUGUAAGGAUAUCACAAGAUUUUGACAAACUUCUUUAGAAAUUGAAUUUUCUCUGCCCAAAUUUAUAACUUCUGGAGGGGAACUGGGGGGGAAUCCAUGUAGAAACCUUUAAAACUAUUGUCUCCAGGAUAUCAUUUUAAUUGCAAUAUUAGGAAGAAUCUGGCUGACCUUUGGUAUCAUUAAUGUCUGUCAGGAUUUCUGUAUGUAAAUGUGCCUGGUAAUUAGUAUGCAACCUAACAGUUAACUUCUUAUCCUCCAGAGCGCAUCGAUAUCCUUGGUAUGCAACACAUACAGGGAAACCUUAAUUCUGCUCCCUUUUUAUUCGGCAAGGUGGUUGCAAAAAGGAGCACAGUUGAGAUUGUGUUCCUUUGUCUGUGAUACGUAGCAGUUAAAGCAGUAAAAAGAGGCUAUGUAGGUAGCAAAAGACUUUGCCAAGACUUAGCAUUAGCACUUCACUAACUCAUGUAUUUCCAAAUCCAUGUUUGGAGAGGAGCUAGCUUAAUUGAUGCGGGAAUUACAAAAAAUGCAGAGGUUGAACUGCAAACAAUGAAAUACUUUCUUCAGCCACCGUUAUGGAUGAGUUCACUCAUCUGGGAGAACAGGGAAAAAAAUAAAAGGGAAGUUCUUAGCAGAAAACAACAGUGUUUAAAUGUAUAUACAACUGCCACACUUAGUUUUUUUGGCAUUAACCUCCCAGUUGUGCUUUCUGACCUAUAUCAAGCAAAGUUGAAUAAAAAGUGACUUCACGUAAGGAUUUUAAAUAAAUUCUGCUUCUAUGCAAAUGGUCAGCUGUGCACCACAGAUUUUUCCAAUUAUGACUGUUUAAAAAAAAAAAAUGAAUAACUAAACUCCCCAUUCUACCUACUUGGCAUGCUUCCCUAACAAGUUCUAUAUAUCUAAACAUAUAUUUAAAGAAACAGGUCAGCGUUGAAGGAGGACUUACUAUUAGCUCCGUACUAAUUUCAAAGGCUUCCUAUUUAAACACUUUUUUUUUUAAUUUCAGUUUGCCAUACCUUUCUUUACCUGGUUCUUUACCAAAUACAUUUAGAUACAAAUGGUAUAGUUCAUACUUCCGAAACAUCAAGCUACCAGCAUGCUUCUGAUCUUUGUAAUAAUCUUGAUGGUAUUGUGUGAGAGUUUCCAGUCUAAUUCAUCAGAUAGCUUAAUUUGGGGAGGAGAGAGGUGGGAAUUACCACAUACAAAAUCUUGUCACCGUAACAUUUAGUUUCCUAAAAUGUAAGGAGCAGUUCUAUAGCACUUAAAAGAGCACUUAAAAUGUGGCGCCUAAAGAGCAUAAUGGCAUGCAGAUUAUUCAGUCAGUUGUACUCAUAUAACCACCUACUAUUCUUCAUUCUCCUGAAUUGCUUAGCAAUUCCUGUGGUGUUCUAAUUUUUAACUUUGUAAUAGAAGCUUGCAAAAACAAAGCACAGGAAGGACACUUGAUGCAGUGUGUGACCUUAUGAACAUUAUUUUGAACAACCAACCAUAUUAUUCACAUUGGAAUGCAGAACAGGAAAAUUCUGAAUGGAGUUGUAUGUAUCCUCAGUUCUGAUACCACAACUUCAAGCUGUGUUUUUGUUUUGUUGUUUUUUUUACGUUAUAUAAACUGAACACCUUUUACAAAGGCUGUGUCUGUAUAUAUUAUGUAACUUUAAAUGUUACCUGUGUAAGAUCAUAUCUUAUAUAUAUGGACACAGGUACACAUAAGUAUUUUUUAAAUUAAGAUUGUAAUAUCACUAGAUCUGCUCUUGGAAAUCCAGGGGGACCAAAAUAUUUUAGCAUUCAAAAUACUAAUUUUGUAUAAUUUCAAGUAUAUGCCAAAACAUUUUGAUGAAUAUUGAUACAAAUGUUUAUUGUACAUUAAACAUUCAUUUAAGUUUAAUCACUUCAGUCAAUUUGAUAUUUUAGUAGCAUUGAAGCCUCAGUGACUAAGUGGACACAUAAGGACAUGGAGAAUAAGGAGCAUUGGAAAUGGUCUGAUGCUGAAAAGCCUGAAAAGUUGCUUUUGGAAUGCUGGAAUUCUUCAGGGACCUUCCAACUUUAAAAGCUGGAUUUCUGGGUUGUUUCUCAAGCUGAUUUUCCAAGCAUGUCACCCUGUCACCCUCCAAUGGUUUCACUUGUAAUCCUGAGAAAGACUUUUGUAUAUAGGGUAAAGACAUUGGGUUUGACUGUAUCGGGACAUGAAGGUGUCAAAUGAUUAAGAGGCUAUAUUAUAGUUUUCAGUAAUGGUUCUGAGUGUGACUGCCAUGAAAUUCACUGUUUAGUUGGUUCCUUGUUUGUAUCAUUCCAUUGAAAUGAUUGCAAGGUGUUAAUCAUUUUACAUUAAAAAUAUAUAUAUAUCACUAUAUCAGUUGCUUUAAACUCAAAAUACCUCUUAAAAGAUCAAGGUACAUUUACCUCAUGUGUAUAUAAUGUUUAAUAUUUUUCAGAAUAUUCUCCAGAUUUGCAGUUACAUAUUUGUAGAAAUAUGGGUGUUACUAAAUUUACAACAGUAAAUUCUGCGGUACUAAAUGUAUUAUCUCAUGCCCCCAAACACUUUCAUUUUCUGUAUUGUGUUAGCAAGUUUGCUGCUUUGUCAAUGUAACACCUGCCCUUUAUGUAGCUGUGUGUAUACUGCCUUGUAAAUUUUACUUUUUAGAUGAUAAAUUUGAAGAUCCUGUACAGAUGAGUGUCACUCUUUUAAACCUCACAAAAUUGUGCAUUUCCCCUUAAAUUUCUGAAAAUAUGUAUUGUAUUUGUAGAGUAUACACUUCAGUGGAUUGUAAACAGGACAGUAGAAGAGUGGAUGCUUAUGCGUAAGUGGUAACACUACAGUAGAGAGAUUAAAGCAGUGAAAAUAAAUUACUUUUUUUUUUUUCCUCUCCAAAAUACAUGAGUUGUCCUUCAGAGGAAGAAGUUACAGGUACGUUCUGGACGUGAUGUUCUUAACUGGCAAAAUGCGGGUUUACAGUGAGGUACCUGUGAAUUUCUUUCUACUGAAGGAAUUUCUGCUGCCAUAAAAAUGAUAAAGGGGUUUGCUAAUACUGAGGCAAUCCAUCUCAUGUACGCAAUGCAAAUAAUGAUAAUGUGCCUGAUCUUCCUUGUGUCCUAUAAUGUUUGAAUAGGAUAGGUACAUUGCUGGUGUCUAUGAUAAUUAACGACAGCCUAGAAAGUCUUGCUUCUUUCUGUUUUACAUUUAUAUACGUUUAGAAGAGGUACCACUUACAUUUACGUAUAAGAACUCGUGAGAAUUUCAAAAGACUUCAGCAGCUGACCUCAGUGUGUUGCAGAACAGCAAGUAAAGUCUGCUUGUGUUGAACUGGAUUGCUUCUGUGCAAAACUCAGUUAUAAACUGAUGUUAUAUUUCUGAAAGAAUUGAGAUGCAGGCACAGCAACAAAAAUAAGAUGUCUUGGCCUUAUGUGCACCCAUUUUAAUUCAAAUUAGAAUAGUUCAGUUGGGAUAGACCUACAAAAGAUCAUCAAGUCCAACUGCCUGACCACUUCAGGGCUAAACAAAAGUUAGAGCAUAUUAUUAAGGGCGUUGUCCAGGAUGCCCCUAGAACACUGACAGGCAUGGGGCAUCAACUACCUUGCUAGGAUGCCUGUUGCAAUGGAGAAAUCUUUCCAGAUAUCUAAUGUAAACCUCCCCUGCUUCAGCUUUGUACUAUUCCCAUGCACUAAUUACAAUGGCACCUUUAAUCACCUCUUUUGACCAGGUGGCUGUUCUGUGUUUAAUGCACCCCAAAAUAUGGUUUGUCCUCUUAGCUGUCAGGGCAUUCAGAAAUCACCAGCAUAGCUUCUAGUAAACUCUCUCCAAACUGGGAAUCCUUAAGGUAUUCAGAGAAAGCCAAAAGCUGUAUCAAAAUGUGUUCAUCUUUCACAGAAGGUAUGAUUAUUUGGCUGAAAACAUGCUCAUGCUUCUCCCAUGAGUGACUAGAGAAAGGCCUCCCCCAACACUACAAACCACAAAAAAUUCAGUAAAAUCAAAUCCUAUGUUCCUUUUGUAAAUCUGUCAGAGAAAAUGUAUGGCCUCAAAAUAGCGUAGUAGUGUUGACAUCUAUCAAGCUUAAUUUCUAUUGAAUGUGGAUUUCUAUGUUUCAUGCUUUCAGGAUAAGAUUCAGGUUGAAGUUAGCUUACUAAAAUACAUCUGAUAGCAAUCAGAUAGAACAUCAGGUCAGGUGGUUUUUGAUCUGGGUGCAAUACAGUCUUGCAUGAUAUUUUUACAUUGCUACAAGGAGCUGACAAAGUGUAUGUGGUCAUCUUUCAUGUGACUUGCUCUGAGGUGUGCCUAAU
Molecule: messenger RNA, 7410 nt
Organism: Cygnus olor (mute swan)
Lineage: Eukaryota; Metazoa; Chordata; Aves; Anseriformes; Anatidae
Gene: TGFBR1
Product: transforming growth factor beta receptor 1
Exons: 9
Coding region: 253-1764 (503 amino acids)
Biological process (GO): heart development; activin receptor signaling pathway; protein phosphorylation
Cellular component (GO): activin receptor complex; plasma membrane
Molecular function (GO): activin binding; SMAD binding; transforming growth factor beta receptor activity, type I
Source: RefSeq, a predicted model, not a curated record